Molecule: messenger RNA, 999 nt
Organism: Trichobilharzia regenti
Lineage: Eukaryota; Metazoa; Platyhelminthes; Trematoda; Strigeidida; Schistosomatidae
Source: the annotation of a GenBank genome assembly
AUGGGUUUAUGCGACGCUACAGGUACAUUGAAAUGUACUAGUACAACAGGAAACAAACUGUCAGAAAGAUACGUAACAGGCAAAAAGCUAGGUUCUGGUACCUAUGGUAAAGUUUACCUAGCCACUGACAAAAUGUCUGGAGAGCGUUAUGCAGUCAAAAAAGUGAACGUGUUUGGUUCUGAAAAAUCCAUACAUGCUUCAACAAUGAGGGAAAUUGGAAUUAUACUGGAGCUCAAUAACUUUAACUGUGAUAAUAUUAUCAGGAUACAUGAAAUUUUGCAUAACAAAAGUCAAAUUUACAUUGUUUAUGAACUUGCAGACUGGGAUCUAAAGGAUUUUAUCCACAGGUUUGCAGAUGUUACUCUAGAAAAUAAUUUACCCUGUCAAUGCUUACCAAGUGACAUUGCUAAGUCAUUUGCCACUCAAAUACUCGACGGACUGAUCGUUUGUCACAAGCACCGUGUAAUUCAUAGAGAUUUAAAACCCUCAAAUAUUUUGAUAACAAUCCAUGGUAUUGUAAAAAUAGCUGAUUUCGGACUUUCUCGAACAACUUCAAUACCUCACCGCACAUUGUCUCAAGAAGUAAUUACACUGUGGUAUCGGGCUCCCGAAAUCCUUCUUGGAACAAAGAAAUAUAGCCAUUCAAUUGAUAUUUGGAGCUUUGGAUGCAUAUUAUAUGAAAUGGUUCAAGGGAAGGUGUUAUUUCCUGGUGAUUCUGAAAUAGAACAGUUGUACCUUAUAUUUAGAAAGCUAGGAACUCCAACAUCCCGAACUUGGGACAAUGUUGAAGACUUACCAAAUUUUAACAAAGAAUUUCCUAAGUUCAAGCCCCUCGGAUUUGAAGAAGAAAACUUUAAUGUCAGUUGGAAAAGUAUAGUCCAGAGAACGGUCAAUCUCAACCCGGAAGAGAGGUGUUCCCUUGAAUGGAUACGAGAAAACACGUUUCUGCGCGAAAAACGGAUCAUAUCCCUAGAGACUUACAUUAACAGAAGAAAAUAA